Molecule: messenger RNA, 698 nt
Organism: Drosophila biarmipes
Lineage: Eukaryota; Metazoa; Arthropoda; Insecta; Diptera; Drosophilidae
Product: HIG1 domain family member 1A, mitochondrial
Exons: 2
Coding region: 149-451 (100 amino acids)
Biological process (GO): mitochondrial respirasome assembly
Cellular component (GO): mitochondrion
Source: RefSeq, a predicted model, not a curated record
CGAUCGCUCUCACUGACCACCUCGAAACAAGUGGGUAUAAAAGGCAGCGAUCACUCUCACUCGGUAUUCAGUUAGCACCAGGCGAGCGAACUUGCAGCAGCGAAAAUUACACAGUUUUGGCCAACAGUUUUUACUAACCUCCGUAAAAAUGAGUUCCAACUCCCUGUUCGAGACCGACGAAGAUCUCGCCCAGGCCCACAAGUUUUCCAGGAAGGUGAAGGAAUCUCCCUUUAUGCUGGUGGGUAUUGCCGGAUUCGUGGCCGCCGGUCUGGUUGGGGCCUACAAAUACCGGAACCGAGGUUCCAUGAGCACCAGCGUCUUCCUGAUGCAGCUGCGAGUGGCCGCCCAGGGAACGGUGGUGGGAUGCUUGACCGCCGGACUGGCCUACACCAUGGCCAAGGAGUAUCUGUUCCACGAAGAACCCAAGGACAACAGCAAGCCAGUCGAGUGAAGAAGAGAGAUGUAGAAAAGCCUUAUGCUUGCACAAAAACGAUCCAGCCCACCUCUUUAGAAGAAAGUAGGAAGAUCUGCAUUUGGUGGUGAUCUACGUACUGUGUACUAUGCACCACCGAAAAGUAUUAGCCACCCGACUCUACCUCCAUUUCACAUUUACUUUUUUCAUCUGUUUCACAAAAUCGUAGUUUUAAGCAACAAAUUGUACUUACCAAAGAAUAAAACUCAAUGAUAUUUUCACUGUA